GAUCACAAGAACAAGUACCAAACAAGUACAAAGAAAGAGAUUUAAUUUGAGAGAGAGAGAGAGAGAGAGAGAGAGAUGAUGGCAUGGAUUAAGGUUUUGGUCAUGGUGGCUUGUCUAUUUCCGGCAUUGGUGGAGUGCAGGGUUCGUCAUUAUAAGUUCAAUGUGGUGAUGAGGAAUACGACGAGGUUAUGUUCAACCAAACCCAUUGUGACCGUUAAUGGGCGUUUCCCUGGUCCGACAGUGUACGCAAGGGAGGACGACACAGUCCUUGUUAAGGUCGUCAACCACGUUAAGCACAACAUUAGCAUUCACUGGCAUGGAAUAAGACAAUUGAGGACUGGUUGGGCCGAUGGGCCGGCAUACAUAACACAGUGCCCAAUCCAGCCAGGGCAAAGCUUUGUGUACAACUUCACCAUCACUGGGCAGAGGGGGACUCUCCUAUGGCAUGCACACAUACUCUGGCUCAGAGCAACAGUCUAUGGUGCCAUUGUCAUCUUGCCCAAGCUUGGUGUCCCUUACCCUUUCCCAACCCCAAAUAGGGAAGUGGUUGUUGUCUUGGGUGAAUGGUGGAAAUCAGAUGUUGAAGCUGUGAUCAACGAAGCCACAAAAUCAGGCCUAGCCCCCAAUGUUUCAGAUGCUCACACCAUCAAUGGCCAUCCAGGACCCAUCUCAAACUGCUUAUCACAGGGAGGGUUCAAUUUACCAGUAGAACCAGGCAAGACAUACUUGUUGAGAAUCAUCAAUGCUGCACUCAAUGAAGAGCUAUUUUUCAAGAUUGCUGGCCAUCAACUCACAGUUGUAGAGGUUGAUGCCACUUAUGUCAAACCAUUCAAAAGUGAUACCAUUCUCAUAGCCCCUGGCCAGACCACAAAUGCCCUUUUAACCGCUGACCUUGGAACCGGUAGGUACAUGGUUGCAGCCUCACCUUUCGUGGACUCACCCGUCCCAGUUGAUAACAUGACUGCAACCGCCACAUUAGAUUACUCUGGUACCCUCUCCACCACCACCACCAGACUCACCACCCCGCCUCCUAAAAACGCCACCCCAGUUGCAACUACCUUUACAAACUCCCUUCGAAGCCUAAACUCAAAUCAAUUUCCAGCCAAAGUCCCAUUAACCGUUGACCAUAAUUUACUUUUCACCAUUGGCCUCGGUGUCAAUCCUUGUUCUACUUGUGUUAAUGGUAGUCGAUUGGUGGGGGAUAUCAACAAUGUCACUUUUGUAAUGCCAAAAAUCUCUCUCCUUCAAGCACAUUUCUUCAAAAUAAGCAAUGUUUUCACUGAUGAUUUCCCUGGAAAUCCUAUCAUAGCGUAUAAUUAUACAGGCACACAACCAACAAACUUGAGGACCAUGAAAGGGACGAGGCUAUAUAGACUUGCUUACAACUCUACUGUACAACUAGUGUUGCAAGACACUGGAAUGAUAGCCCCUGAAAACCAUCCAAUUCAUCUACAUGGUUUCAAUUUCUUUGUUGUUGGAAGGGGACUAGGAAACUUCAAUCCAAAGACAGAUCCAAUGAAUUUUAAUCUUGUUGACCCCGUCGAAAGGAACACGGUUGGAGUUCCGUCUGGAGGAUGGACUGCUAUUCGAUUCAAGGCAGAUAAUCCAGGCGUUUGGUUCAUGCAUUGUCAUUUGGAAGUGCACACAACAUGGGGGCUUAAAAUGGCAUUUGUCGUGGACAAUGGCGAAGGCCCCAAUGAGACUCUCUUACCACCUCCUCGUGAUCUUCCCAAGUGUUGACAAUGAAUUCCAUAGACAAUCCCACAUUUUACAAAGGUUUUUUGCCGCAGAGGAGUGGAAAAGAAAAGGGAUCAGAGCAGAGCAAUGCAGUGAGACCUAAUAAAUUCGUUUGGGCAGUCAAAAUGGGCUGCUCGGGAUUGAAUAAAACCAGCCCAAUCUUAUGUAUUUUGGAUUUUCUUUUCUUUUUAUUAUUAUUUUUUUUAAUUUCAUGGGCCGUUUGUAGAGUGUAUUUAAAUAAACCUGUAUUGGUAAUUAAAAUUCCAAACGGUCUUCCCAAGUUACUUAGUUA
Camellia sinensis is the source of this 2029-nucleotide messenger RNA. Its product is annotated as laccase-4. The record is from RefSeq and is a predicted model, not a curated record. Gene Ontology annotation, biological process: lignin catabolic process. Gene Ontology annotation, cellular component: apoplast. Gene Ontology annotation, molecular function: hydroquinone:oxygen oxidoreductase activity; copper ion binding. NCBI's taxonomy places the organism in Eukaryota, Viridiplantae, Streptophyta, Magnoliopsida, Ericales, Theaceae.